Terrapene triunguis (Three-toed box turtle) is the source of this 2674-nucleotide messenger RNA. RefSeq names its product Fas apoptotic inhibitory molecule (gene FAIM). The transcript has 6 exons. The record is from RefSeq and is a predicted model, not a curated record. The coding region runs from base 863 to 1471 and encodes 202 amino acids. NCBI's taxonomy places the organism in Eukaryota, Metazoa, Chordata, Testudines, Emydidae. Gene Ontology annotation, biological process: negative regulation of extrinsic apoptotic signaling pathway via death domain receptors; canonical NF-kappaB signal transduction; positive regulation of neurogenesis.
GAGCCACCGGAUAGCCCCGCCUGGGGAGAGCCCCUGAUCCGCUUUCUUGGGGGCCCUCUGCCCCGACAUCCUAAUGUGAUCUCGUAGGAGCGCCCCUUUCCCUUAGAAAAGUGGUUCCUGUUUAUUGGCUCCCAUGGAGACACAGGUCAGCAGGCCAACAGAGGACGCACGGGUAGUUUGCCGCUGUUAGUGAUGACUCUGUUAGUAUUAUCAUAAUGUGUGUGUCUGAUCAAUGCGGAGCGUCGGGGGCUGGUCAAGUCAAACUGUUAACGUCCCUGUGAGAAGCACCGCAGUGUCUAGUAAGAGUAGUCUGGUUAAAUACCGUAACCACACCGAGCUUGUCUCUGGCCAGGUGCUCUUAUUUAGAGGUAGGAGGUGAGGCGACGGCCAUUGUUUCUUUCAGUUCCAGAAGAGUAGGGUAGUACUAGUUGCCAUCAACUUAAUCUCUUAAUCUCGUGAUAUUUCACUGCCAUUAAGAUCAAUAUCCUGUGUUGUAAUAAGCUUGGUAGCAGUGAUGUUUUCUCUCCCUAAACCAACAAAAUAGAAUAAAUAGCACUUGCAUGAAUCUUGCUCCAUUGGUAGAAGUUUUCUGGACUUCUAAAGAUGGCAUAGAGAAGGAGGGGUAGCAGAAGGGGCAUAUUGAGUGCUUUUUUUUUUAAAACCUAGUCUUUAUAUAAAAUAUAAAUAUAACAGAAUUUAUAUAAAUAUAUGCACAAGAUGGAAAUAUGAUUUAAAUAACAAAAUUAAAUCUUCAUUAUUUGGAAAGCCUGGAAUUAAAACAAACAUACAAAAAACCCUGAACUUGUAGAGGUCAUUCAGGGCAUCCAUUAUUAAAGUGACUAAACAGGCCGUUCUGGUUACUAUGGCAUCCCGUGAAGAGAUUACUCUCUAUGAAGAUGAAGUAAGGUCUCGCUACGGCUACCUGGAGAAGAUGACAGAUCUGGUGGCUGUUUGGGAGGUUGCUUUAAGUGAUGGUGUUCACAAGAUUGAAUUUGAACAUGGAACUACAUCAGGAAAACGUGUUGUAUAUGUAGAUGGAAAGGAAGAAAUAAGAAAAGAGUGGAUGUUUAAACUAGUGGGUAAAGAAACAUUUACAGUUGGAGCAGCCAAAACAAAGGCUACCAUUAACAUUGAUGCAGUCAGUGGUUUUGCAUAUGAGUAUACCUUGGAGAUCAAUGGGAAAAGCCUCAAGAAGUACAUGGAGAACCGGUCAAAAACAACAAAUACUUGGGUAUUAAGCUUGGAUGGUGUGGAUUGUAGAGUUGUGUUAGAGAAGGACACUAUGGAUGUCUGGUGCAAUGGUAAAAAAAUGGAAACAGCGGGUGAAUUUGUAGAAGAUGGAACAGAAACUCACUUCAGUGUUGGUGAUCAUGACUGUUGCAUUAAGGCUGUCAGUAGUGGAAAGCGAAGGGAAGGAAUCAUUCAUACUCUUAUAGUAGAUGACAGAGAAAUCCCAGAGGUUUUGGAGUAGCCUGGAGUUAAUCUGUUAUAGAAAUAAAGAUCAGGGAUUUUCAAUUACUGUGGUAAUUAAUUAUGUUAAUAUGUACUUCCAGGUACAUUUAGUUUGUGCUUUUUAUUUUCUGGUUACUGUAUAUGAAAUUAUAAUCUUUUUGAGGACCAGAUGAAAAUAUCCAAUUAUGUACAGCCUCAGAUAUUACCAGUUCUUUUGUAAACUAUAUAAAUAUAUAACACUAAGUAUAAGGAGGGGAAGGUGGACUUAAAGAUUUCCUUGUAAACAAUUCUACUUGUUACAAUAAUAAAAUGCAAAAUAAAUAAGCAGUGCAAUAUUGAAUUUUGAGAAGUUUAUUAACUGGAUGUGGUUUUCUUUUCAUGUUCUGCAUUCAGCUGCUCUGCACAAUUUUUACAAUAGUACACCCAAGCUCUGAGCUGUUUUUUAUUGAUAAAUGUUUCUUGUAACAUGCUAAUGUCACUUUAAAAUUCCUAUGGUUGUAGUUAAGGCAAUAAAUAGCUAUGUAAUUGCUAAAGUUAAUAAAACAAAAUAUUGAAAAUUUAGAUAUUCCAUAUUUACAGCAACUAUACUAAUAUAUACAACUCUUAAGACUAAGGGGGGAGAGAAAUGUACUGUACAAAAAAAGGGAAUGGACGGAAUGGACAAUCUCACUAGUUUGUCUAACAUCUGUACAUUAAAACUGUUGUAAUGAUUAAAUAGCUUCUGCAUUUCAAGUAACUAUUCACUUUUAAAAAUUCACUGUGGUGCUAAGACACUUUUUAAAUGAAAUAUUUUGAUGAAAACAGACAGUAAUAUGAAAGCUCCUACCAAUCCAGCAUUUAGCUAAAUGAAACUUAAACCUACAUUGCUGUGUGAACAGGGGAAUACAUGAAAAAUCAAUGGAAAUUAAAGCGGGGAUCUGUUGGCCAAGUGGAAAAACUAAAUUAAGAGUGGAAUGUUUGUGUUUUCAAGCUUAUAGGAUGGUAUUAAACUCUUAAUUUUAACAAAAUAUAAAGAAAAAUUAUUUGAAAGUGCGCCUAGAGUACAUUAAAGAUGUGCUAACUCACAUAGUAUGUACUAAAGUCCUUUUGUGAGACACAAUAGCUUUAUAAAGCAUUGACAUCUUGUGCUUUAGGUUUCAGACUAGUGUGUCUAAUGCAUUGCUAUAGUUAUUAUUGGGAUGCCUUUUGUUCCACAUCCUGUUUUGUUGUAUUAAACUGUAAC